AUGGCAUCAACAGACACCACUCCUUCCUCUUCCUUCGAGUUCACCGCCGGACACACCAUGGCUGCCGAGUCCGGUCAGACGACGCCCUAUAACGCGACCCCGAGUAGGGCAGUAGGCGAGCUUACUGUCGUAAAAGUUGAUCCGCAAAAACACCCAAAGAACAAGCGGAAACGAACCCAGUACGGUCCUCUCCCAGCUGGGGACAAAGCCAUAUUAGAAGCCGCGUAUCAGGAAAACCCGAAGCCUGAUAAGAUAGCGCGUCUGGAAAUAGUAAAACGCGUUUCCCUUAACGAGAAGGAGGUCCAGAUCUGGUUUCAAAACCGCCGCCAGAAUGACCGUCGAAAAUCUCGUCCCCUUACUCCUCAAGAGAUUGCUGCCCUUCGCUGUGGCGGCAUUCAGAUCAUUUCCGAACUCUCGUUGACCAAGUCUACCGUUCUCCCCGAAAACCCUUAUUCGCCUAUUCCUGGUGCUGCCGUUAUCCCCAGCAAUCAUGCCUCUCCGGUUCUAUCACAAGCCUCUGGCAGCCCUCAGCUUCAUGCACACCAAGUCGGAAGUGAUGGAAAUCAGUCUCCGCACGCAGACUCUGAGGUGAAAGGCAUGGAAAUUCCUAGGGCUCUUGACCGAACGCCACCGCCCGCGUCUGCAGAUGGCCCUCCGGCCAUUUCUCAGUCAUUCCCCGGAGCGAGUGGGUUUUUCGCCAACCGUUGGAACUCGAGCAAUUCGUUCUCGACUCCAUCAGCUCUCGCUAACUGCGCAAGCGAAGACCCGGCAAAGCUAGAUUCUCUUGCACCCUCUUCGUGCUCCUCUACGCGGUCCGACAGCAAUGUUCUACCUCGCCCCUCCCGGGUUCGUCUAUCUUUCUCUCUCGAAGGAAAGGCUGAGAUCGUUUCCAAUGAGACGAGCCCGCCACGAAUACAAGCCGAACGACCGAUGUCCGCCCUCCCUCCGUUACCUCAAGUCCGUUCCCGAAGUCUGCAACGCAGCCAUAGUGCUCUUCCCAGCGUGACCUUACCUCCCAUAUCGACCUUGACGGGCACGCUCCCGCCUCCCCGUCUCGUCCGUGGGCGGUCGCGGGAUGUUAACGCCUGGGAGCUAUGUUGUGACGAGGACGCCCCCGACGACCUCACCAAGAUGGCUGAGAAUGAAGCAAACGGCUCUGCGCUUGCGGCCAUCAGCCUUCUCCGUUCUUCUGGUUCCAUUCUUCAGCCAAGCGGCUCUAAGCGCAACGCACCUCUGUCGAGGCACUCUCAGCGCUCCCAAUUAUCUAAGAAGCCUAGGCUUAGUCGGAGCCACUCGAGCAUCUCACGUCUCUCAAGUGGCCGGCUCACGGAGAUAGGGAAAAUGAGGGAUGAAAAUGACGAAUUCCCGGAGAAGGAUGUCCCUAGCAAGAAACUAAAAGUUUCCAUGUUGGUCUCCCCUUCCGGCGAUUCGGACAAGGAAAACUGGAGCCCGGACGAGGACGGUAACCCUCGACAUCCGUUCUCUCGCGUGGUUGGCCGGCCCGUUCCCGGAGCUACCCAUCCGCACGACCCUAGUAAAGCCGACCGACAUCUGCUGGAACAACGAGCUCAAGCCUUGCUUCCGGGAUCCCGGGCUAAUACCGGCCCGCUUCAUCGGAGGGGUAUCAAGCUUGGUGACGAGGCUGUCAACAUCUUUGAAGAUGGCAACACGAGGCGAUCCCGAAUUCCCGAAGACGAAGUAGAAAGGUUCAUGCGAGGGGAUGUCAGUCCUAGCAAGAAAGGAGAUGCCGAUUGCGUCGCGGGCUUGUUGGCUCUUAGUCAGGGGAACUGGCGGUAG
This is a messenger RNA of Scedosporium apiospermum, 1797 nucleotides long. RefSeq names its product Homeobox domain-containing protein. The record is from RefSeq and is a predicted model, not a curated record. Gene Ontology annotation, molecular function: DNA-binding transcription factor activity, RNA polymerase II-specific; transcription cis-regulatory region binding. NCBI's taxonomy places the organism in Eukaryota, Fungi, Ascomycota, Sordariomycetes, Microascales, Microascaceae. Bases 1 to 1797 code for a protein of 598 amino acids. Gene Ontology annotation, cellular component: nucleus. The transcript has 4 exons. Gene Ontology annotation, biological process: regulation of DNA-templated transcription.